AGAGCAUCUAACAGCAUCUCACCACUUGCUCUCUGGGAAAGCUUCAGAGUGGGCUACUUGGUCUGAACUGCUUCUUUUUUUUUUUGGUGGCUGUUUCGUUGUAACGCCGCAUUGAUGGCAUCGUGCGCACACGCAGCGCGUCCUCGCACUGCGCUCUAGGGUUUUUGCAUCAGAAGGAAAGCGCAGGAGAAACUCUUGGAGAAAAGCAAAGAGAUGCGCCUGCGACUGUAGUGCGUUAUCUUGGCAGGGAUCAGUUGCCGGGGAUUGCAAAUGGCACACAGCGGGGCUUUCCUUGUGGAAUAAGACGCUUCGUUCUCCACUUCGAUCACACACAAAAACACUCGACGUGUAACAUAAACGCGCGUACAACUUGUAAUAACCCCACGGACUGACAGCUGCAUCCGAAUUUGACAAGAUUCCAGGAGGACAGCGCGGACCGGAUCUUGAAUAUUGACACGCAAAGUGAAUGGAUUUUGUGUCUGCUGAAGUUAUUUUAAUGCCAGUGCUGUGAUAGUGGUGGAUUGAUGGUGAGACACCUGCCUGUGGAAGCGCCGGUGCACAUAUAGAGAGAGAUUAUCAUCUGCGGACCCACUGGUUCCACGCGAAGUCUCUGGCUGCAGGUAAAUCAUCUGAUGACCAAAUGGAACUAACUUUACAAGUAGGGAUUCUUUGGGUCCUGGUGCUGCACUGUGGCUCUGCUAAAGGCAGCAUCCUGUACCGGGUCCAAGAAGAGCAGCCUCCAAACUCUCUUAUAGGUAGUUUGGCAGCGGACCAGGGACUACCCGACUCGGGUCAUCUCUACAAGCUAGAGGUGGGUGCCCCUUACCUGCGUGUUGAUGGGAAGACGGGCGACAUUUUCACCACAGAGAUUCCCAUAGACCGAGAGACUCUGAGGGAUUGUCGAACCCUGGCCAAGGGUAAACCCUGCUAUCUGGAAUUUGAAGUAUCAGUAACAGAUCUGAUCCAAAAUCAGAGCCCACGACUCAUUGAAGGACGUAUUGAGGUACAAGACAUCAAUGACAAUACCCCACAGUUCCCCUCUUCUGUGCUUACCAUCUCUGUCCCAGAGAACACCAUCAUGGGGGCGCUGUUCUCCAUACCUUUGGCUACGGACAGGGACUCAGACAGGAACGGGGUAGCUGACUAUGCUCUGACUGCAGGGCCUGAUGCAGCAACGCUGUUUGGCUUACAAGUAGCAGAUGACAGGGGAGGGAAGCUCCCCCAACUGAUCGUCCUUGGCAACUUAGAUCGCGAGCUAAAGGAUUCCUAUGAUCUCACCAUCAAGGCAGUGGAUGGAGGAAACCCUCAGCGCUACAGCAGUGCUCUGCUCAGAGUGGUGGUCACUGAUGCCAAUGACAAUGCUCCGAAGUUUGAAAAGUCCACAUACGACGCUGAAGUUUCGGAGAACAGCCCAGCGGGUCACUCUGUUUUACAGGUCAAAGCGAAUGACUCUGACAUGGGCCCUAAUGGAGAAAUUGAGUACACCCUUCAUCAAGCGGUUGAUCCAGUGCCGAGGCUCUUACGAAUUGAUCAUUCCUCUGGUAUCAUCUACGUGAAAGGAUCGCUGGACAGGGAGGAAAUCAGCAGCCUAUCCUUCUAUGUGAUGGCAAAGGAUAAGGGCCCUCAACCAAAAAGCUCCAAGACAUUUGUAACCAUCGAGGUGACGGACCAAAAUGACAACGCUCCAGCUGUGGAGAUUCGUGGAAUCGGUCUUGUGACCCAUAGCGAAGGAGUGGCUAACAUUUCCGAGGAUAUGCCAGUGGGAACAGCUGUAGCUUUGGUGCAAGUGUCUGACAAGGAUGAGGGAGAGAAUGCCGUGGUCACAUGUGUAGUUGCGGGAGAUGUGCCCUUCCAGCUCCGCCCUGCCAGUGACUCAUCCAGCGACAACAAGAGGAAGUAUUUUCUACAGACUACAACUCCUCUUGACUAUGAAAGGGUGAGGGAUUACCGGGUUGAAAUCGUGGCUGUGGAUUCUGGAAACCCAGCAUUGUCUAGUACCAAUUCCUUGAAGGUGCAGGUGACUGAUGUGAAUGAUAACUCUCCAAUAUUCUCCCCAAACUUGUUUGAGGUUGAUUUUGCUGAAGAAAACCAACCAGGGGAGAAGGUUUUGGAUGUUACAGCUUCAGAUGCAGACAGUGGUACUAAUGCUGAACUUCUUUAUAAUAUACUGGCAGACUCAUCCAUCAAAGGUCUCUUUGAGAUUGACCCAAAUACAGGGGAAGUGAGAGCCCGGAGCCCACUGGAUCGUGAGCAUAAAGAACGUUAUGAAUUCCGUGUCACAGCAGCAGAUAAAGGAUCACCUGUUCAUAAAGGAACUGCAACUGUUGUAAUAAAGGUGCUUGACCGCAAUGACAAUGACCCCAAGUUUAUGCUUAGCGGCUACAGCUUUUCUGUUUUGGAAAACAUGCCUCCACUCAGUCCAGUCGGUAUGGUGACAGUUAUGGAUGCAGACAAAGGCGAGAACGCUCGUGUUCAGCUCUCUGUUGAGCCGGACGGAGGAAAGUUUGUCGUUCAAAAUGGAACAGGCACCAUUCUCUCAAGCAUCUCAUUCGACAGGGAGAAAGACAGCAGCUACACUUUCCGUCUCAAAGCAGUGGAUGGAGGAGAACCUCCUAGGUCCUCAUACGUGGGUGUCACUAUCAACGUAUUGGAUGAAAAUGACAAUGACCCUGUGGUUACCAAACCCUCCAAUUCCUCUUAUAGACACUUGUCGCCGCUAGCUUCUCCAGAUAGCCAUGUGGAAGUAGUGGAGGCUGAAGAUUUGGACAGUGGACCUAACGCAGAGUUGGUCUUCAGUAUUGCUGGUGGAAACCCUUACCAGUUAUUUCGAAUCUCCCCUUCCAGUGGUGAGGUCACUCUCGCAAAGGAGAUGACCCGGAAACAUGGUGGACUACAUCGCCUAGUGGUGCGAGUGAGUGACAGGGGUAAACCUGCACGUCACACCAUUGCCCUGGUUCACAUUUAUGUCAACGAAACCAUUUCAAAUGUCAGUUUAGUCGAAGCUCUAGUAGGACACAGUCUUUACACUCCACUGGACAGGGACAUUGCGGGUGAUCCUGACAAUGGUUUUGCUGCACAGCGUAGUAACAUUCUGUUUGGAAGCCUUGCCGGAGUUGCAGGUGUUGUCAUGUUGAUCUUGGUUGUGGUAUUUAUUAGACACCGCAUCCAGAGAGAAACUAAAAGUGGUUACCAGGCUGGAAAAAAAGAAACAAAGGACUUGUAUGCACCCAAACAAGUACCAAAGAAUGCAAAGGGCAAGCGCGGACGCAAAGGAAAACCCCAGAAGUCACCAAAACCACUUGGGGAGGACGAGGAGGUCAGCCUGCAAAAGAGUCUCAAGUUUAACCUCGAUGGGGUCAAUGACAGCCCCAGGAUACAUCUGCCCUUAACAUACUCACCAGGGAGCCCUGAUAUAGGCAGGCACUACCGCUCCAACUCCCCACUACCCUCCAUCCAGCUGCAGGCCCAGUCACCCUCUGCCUCACAGAAGCAUCAGGCUGUUCAGGACCUGCCCGCUGCCAACACCUUUGUGGGAACGGGAGGAGACGACAACUCGACCGGCUCAGACCAAUACUCUGACUACAGCUACAAGACCAGCCAGCCCAAGUACAACAACAAACAGCAUCCUCAUCGGCGGGUGACCUUCUCCACCACCAACCCCGUGCAGGACCUGCAGGAUGCCUCUCAACACAGCUACUAUGACAGUGGCUUGGAGGAAUCAGAGACACCCAGCAGCAAGUCAUCAUCUGGUCCUCGCAUUGGACCCCUGACCCUGCCUGAGGACCACUACGAGAGGACCACUCCAGAUGGAAGCAUCGGAGAGACUGAACACCCAGAAAAUGAUAUCCGCUCCCUCCCUGAUGUGGCGAUGACUGGAAACUGUACGCCGGAGUGCAGCGAACUGGGCCACUCAGACGCUUGCUGGAUGCCGGGACAUCCCUCCCCCGUACGCAAGACCAGGAAUCCGCCCAAACUCUCCACCUUUGUGCCUUACCAGGAGAGAGGUAGCCUGGGUCGCCUGGCGAAUGGGAGCGCCAGGCUGGGUGGCGAGGAGCACCGGUCGCGCCUUCCGCCCUCCCGCAGUGCCUAUUCCAGUGGUGGUCACGACGCCAGUCAGGACUGCCCCUUAGAGGAGGUGGCCCUCAGCGCGGCCUCCGAGUUCCCGCCCACCUCCCCGCCUGCCCACACUCCUAAAAGAGAAAUCUACCUGUGAGAUUUAUCAUCUCUAAUCAGUGCACAAAUGAGGAAAGAUUACACCCACUUUGGAAGGAAAAAAAACAACAACAGGCUGUUCACACACUAAAGCCAAUGCCCAUUUUGUAGGUAACAGUAGGCUGUGACUUCAUUCACUUCCUGGCAUGGACACUUGCUUUUGUCAUUUCCUCAUUAAAUUAUUAAUUUAUUUGCAUAUUUAUUAAGACUUCCACAAAGUUAAUAAAUCACUCACUCACUCACCCACUCACUCACUCACUCACUCACUCACUCACUCAUUUAUUUAUACAAGAAUCCUGAAGGAUACAAUUCAAAAUGGUUUAGUAGGAAACACAGAUGGUAACUGCUACUUUAGUAGUAAGUGAUUAUUGUUGUAGUUAGCCAAGUCCCAUUCUGUGAAGUGAUCGUUUUAAAAAUUUGAAAGUUGUGCUCAGUGCUCUUGUGCCAUUAUUAGAUAUAAUUUUUAAUAGAAAGCCAGUCGGGCCAUAUCAAAAGGCAAGACUUUUGACUAACAAUCAACUGAAAUGGUCUUAUCUUAAUGUACAGUGCUGUAAAUACAUUUGAAUGGUGUGUUCUACAUAUAUUUUUGUCCUGCAAAAAGUGAAAGACAAAAAAAAAAUGGAAUUGCCUCAGAGGUUUUUUGAAUAUUUAAGCUUUUCUUUGCUGCUGCUGUUUAAACUUGAUUGAAAACAUCUCCAGGAGUAGAGCUUGAUAUUGUGGAAGGCGUCUCUCUCUCUCUCUCUCUCUCUCUCCCCCUCUCUCUCUCUCUCUCACACACACACACACGCGCGCACACACACCUCGGAAACCUAAUCAUAGUAGAAUGGCCUUUACCUCUGCUCCCCGUAGAGCUCUGACACUGGUGGAGAAAGCUGUGUGGAAACAUUUAAACUGACAGUGUCUUUCCACUGACUCUCAGCACUGUGACCUAUCGCUCCAUCAUAUAAACGGUUGAGUUGGCCACGGAAGCCCUAGAGUCACGUUGACCGAAUGCAGACUUACUCACGCAGGAUGCAUUCAGAUCAGUGUUUCUUAUACUGUAUAUAUAAAAAAAAAAAACAACAACCUGUGACUCACCCUUUCGGUUAAAAUCACAUCAGAAUGUCACUUCAGUGCGCUUAUACCUAUUGUGACAUCGCAGGGUGAGUCUAACUAGGAAGUAAUAUUGAAUAGCCACCAGGGGGCAGAUCUGCUGGUUCCAAAAAGAACUCUACUAUUUGAACGGAUGUCUUCAUCUAUCUAUCCUCUAUGUAAGGACUUUAGUGGAUCCAGCGGUCGCAUGUGUCGUUUACGUGAAAGGGGCACUUGAGCGAUGAGAGCCGCUGGAGAGACGGAGCACUUUCGAAAGUGAAUAUCCUAGCUGCUAAUGAUGAGUGCGCUGCAUUCAGAGGCACAGUCUUUUUGUUUUUAAAGUAUCACUUCUCGCGCCACGUGUAUAUGUGCGUCUUCUGGAGUGAAACCGGGGACUCACAGAAAAUGUGAGUCUCUGUGCAUUUUUACCCAAUGAGCACGUAUGGUUUCAAGUAAUGUGCUCUCAGAAACGCAACGCUAAUAAUAAUAAUAAUAAUAAAAAGAA
Messenger RNA from Solea solea (common sole), 5788 nucleotides. It is a transcript of the gene pcdh1a, whose product is annotated as protocadherin 1a. The transcript has 5 exons. The record is from RefSeq and is a predicted model, not a curated record. Gene Ontology annotation, biological process: homophilic cell-cell adhesion. Bases 641 to 4213 code for a protein of 1190 amino acids. Lineage: Eukaryota; Metazoa; Chordata; Actinopteri; Pleuronectiformes; Soleidae. Gene Ontology annotation, molecular function: calcium ion binding. Gene Ontology annotation, cellular component: plasma membrane.